Molecule: messenger RNA, 4359 nt
Organism: Sipha flava (yellow sugarcane aphid)
Lineage: Eukaryota; Metazoa; Arthropoda; Insecta; Hemiptera; Aphididae
Exons: 10
Coding region: 1-4359 (1452 amino acids)
Molecular function (GO): protein binding
Source: RefSeq, a predicted model, not a curated record
AUGAGUGAUGUACUAAGAGAAUGGCUCAUUCAUCAAUUAGGUGUGGAACUUCAUUCUCUUCAUCCUAAUAAUGUAUGUUCUAAGUUUCAAAAUGGAGUGUUCAUUGGAAAAUUACUUCAAAACUAUAAUAUUGUGGAUUCAAAUGAUUUUUCUCUGUUGAUCAAUCAAGAAGAUGAGGAGAUUAAAAUAUCCAAUUUUAGAUACCUUAAAACAUGGCUAAACAUGAUAAAUAUUUUGUUAGAUGAUGAUACUGUUAAUGGAAUAAUUACUGGACGAAGAUCAGUCAUUUUUGGAUUUCUGUAUAAAUUGUGUUUUAUCCUUGAGGAUCCUAAUAAUCUAAAUUUAAACGAACACGUUAAAAAAAUAUGUAUAUCGUUCGGAAACGUUGAUAUUUCAGAUAAUUCAAUAUCUAAAAAGGCUAUUUUUAAUGUAACUCAUGGAAAACCUUAUAAUCAUGUUGAUAAUAUUAAUGGGAAAUCGCCAAAAAUAUCCAUCAUAAACGUAAAAACCUUGUAUGAUGAGAUAAAUGAAUUUGAAGGCAGCUUACCAAUGAAACUGGCUUGUUGGAACACCAGAGGAGAUCGAUCUUGUGCUAGAUAUUUGUCCAAUCUCAAAGAACGGAAACAACAUUCAAAAAUGUAUGAUUCUUGGAGAAAGGAAAUAACAAAUAAAUAUCUACAGGACAGCUUUGAUGAAAAAAAUCGGCAUAACCAAUCUGUCCUCAGACACAAAUCAAUGCCAGAUAAACUUUAUCGCGUGUCUGAUUGUGAAAAGAAAAUGUUAGAGAAAGUUAAUAACGCUAAAUUUAAAACGAAAAAAAGUAAUAUAAUUGCCGUUAAACAUAAUGUUGAAUUCAUCAAAAAUUCUACUGGUGACGAAAGACAAAGUCGAAUAAUAAGUGAAGAAGUCAAAUUAAAUAUGAAAGAAGAAUUAAUAAAAAGGAAUAAUUAUCUAAGUACAAUUGAAUUAAAAAACACAAUAAAAAGUGUAGUUUGUGGAUUAAUCGAUAUAAGCGUUAGAUGUAGUGCUUAUCAAAAAACAAAUCGUUGUAAUAUCCCUAAAUAUAUAUGGAAUGAUUGGAUGGAAAUGUUUGUUAAAGAAAGACCUUUUUAUAAUUUACCUGUAGACAAUAGGCUUGGUCUAUUAUUAGACCCUCAACAUUUAACUGAUAAUAAACUUUAUACCGACGAAGAGUUAAAAAACCAGUCAAUACUGAAUCGAAGAGAUAUUUUGCAAUAUUUGAAAGGCGUGGAACAAUAUGAUGUGCUUGAACAAGAAUUCAACAUACAAUCAAAUGAGUCUCCAGACGUUUCUCGAGUUCUUGGGUUUAUGGUCUACGACGUUUUUACUUCUCUUUAUGCUUUACCACCAUCACCGGUUAACAUAGAUAAUGCAAUAUUCAGACCUGUUAUGGGUAUUUUUGAUUAUAAAAUCGAAUGCACGUGGAAACAAGAAAUUUGUGAUGCACUAAUUAAACAUGAUAUACUUCCCGUACUACCAGAAAUAGCAUUACAGUAUUGCUUAUGCGAUUACUAUCGGGAAACUGACAGUAACGAGCUCAUACAAAUAUUGGAUAACUCCGAAUAUGGCAAAACGAAAACUGUGAGAGAAAAUGUUAGUACAAUCAAUGGAUUAGGACAGUCAAAACAAACACAAACACUACAAUGUAUUAAUACAAGUUAUGAAUCUGAACGUAUAAUAUGUGGAAGAAAUGCAUUUAUUAAUAUUUACAGAGGUAAACCAUUACCAAAUUAUUUGUUGAUUGACUGUGUGCUAUGUUAUAUCAAAGAAAACAACAUGCGUGGAGGUUGGGUAAUACUAGGAUUUUCGCGAGAAGAAAUAAUGAUACUCGAAGAAAGAUUAGCUAAAAAUAAGCAUUUUCCACCUUUUGGUUCGUAUAUAAAAAACCAAAAUCCAACAAUAUUGGUCUCAUUUGAAAAACCAAAUUAUGAAGAUAAAGGAAAAUAUUCAUCGUCUCUUACUAGUUAUUUAAAAAUUGAAUCACAUAAAAGUGUAAUAUUUGAUGAUGAGUGGGAUGAGGUGUAUAAGUAUUAUAGAUCUCAAAAUAUAUUAACAUUACUAAAAAGUACAGAUAAGAAUUUAUUCCUUGAUAACCUUAAUAUUGAAUUGUUUUGUAACGUUUUGACUGGUCAAAUUGUAAAUUGGUUUGAAACAACAAAUUGGUUAAAUUGUACUUAUGAUACCAAUCAAAAAGUUUAUACAUCGUUAAUUAGUGAUUUGUGUACAUCGGAAACAAAAGAAAUUACGUUUGAUAGAGAAAAAUUGCAUAAAAAAUCAGAAUUUGAUUCCAUGGAUUCAUCUACUAGUAAUGACAAAAUGCUUCCAAAUGUAUUAUCUAGUUUAUCUCUAAAUGAACAAAUUUCAAUUGUUGAAAUUACCUCAAAAUUAUUCAAUGUCCAACUCAAUAAAAACGUUGGAACAAUAUUGGCAGCAUUUUGGAUGUCAUUGGAAAAUGGAUUUGUUGAAAACAUGGAGAGAUGCUUUUUUUAUAGAAGGAUACUUAUGUAUGAAAAAGUGCCCUUCAUAAUUACGGUAGAUAAUUAUUUUGAUAAAAUGCUUUACAAACCAAAUUCGGAAAAAAUUGAUCUUGUUAAACGUUUGCAAUAUAAUUUGAUUAAUAUACCCAAAGAUACAAUGACAAUAUCUGAUCCUAACAGAUAUCUGCUUAGGACUUUGUUGGAUGAAAAGUUAAUUUUAAUACAAAUGAUAAACCAAAAAAUAGAAAAAUGUUUACAUUUUAUAGAAGACAAAACUAUUACAAAUUGGCUUGAAAAACAAAUCAACUCAAUAUUUAAUAUAUAUAUGUGUAUGUUACAAGUUGAGGUUGAUCGUAUUGUGAAUACAAUACUUUUUAUAAAUUUAUAUAUGUCAAAGCUAUAUAAUCAAAUUGUACCACUGUCAAUAAUUCCAAAAUUUAUCAAUGUCUCUUCAUUGAAAAAGAUUCUAAAAAAAGAUCAAACAUCUAAUAUUAGAGUAAAUGUCACACAAAAUGUUACAAGUGUUGAUGAAAAUUACAAUAUGUUUAAGUCUACUAUAAAUGCAGUUGCCGACAAGAUAAAACUUAUAUUUUCUACAAUAUUAAAAUGGUUAGAAAAAGUUAAGCAAGCCCUAAACUCAGAAUCCAUAGAAAAAGAUACAACAUACUUAAAAGUAUGGACAUUUUUAAUAAAAAUGGAGGAUCGAAAAUCCACUAAUCAAUUUAAAAUAAUACUAGAUCAGUUCACUACAGAUAUUAAGGAAACAGAUAAUUAUUUAGUUCAGUACCGACUCGAUGCGGUUCAUAAAAUAAAUGAUCGUUUACAGCACGAAGUUGCUGGAGUUGAACUUAUAUGUAAUUUAUUUGAAACUGCUUUAAAAGAAAAAUGUUUUGUUCGUCAUGAAAUUUUAUUCAUUGAUGACCAUUUUUAUUUAAAUCCGGAAAAUGUUGUAUAUUCUAAUAUUCCUUUGCCACGACCUUUUCCGUUACUAGUAGAAGAAUAUCCAGGCGUUUUAUCUGUCAAUAAUUUAGAAACAAUUACACGUCAACUAGCUAAAAUUUGUCCAAAUAGACGUAUUUCAAUUGUUGCCUUUUCUAAUUGGCUAAUGAACUAUACAAAAUAUAAUAUACCUACAACUGCGUGGCUUAAUACAACUACUGAUAUUUUACGUAUGAUGUUUGGAUGUAAUGUAUACUUUAUUGACUGGUCAGAUUUUGUAGUACGUUGUUUAGAACUUCCUUAUCCUAGCAUUAACGAUUUGUUAGAUCUUAAAAAUCAAUAUGCAAAUUUGGAAAAUAAAAAUAAAAAUAAUAUUCAUUCAAAUCAUACAAAAGGUACUAUAGACAAAUAUGAGUAUGAUUCUGUUUUAUUAUGGUACCAGAAAAUGUUACCAUCAAAUCCUUCAGUUUGUCUUCGAUACAUAAAAAUUAAAGAACUAUUGUUUACAAUGUUUUCAAUUGGUGGAAAAUUAGAUUAUGUAAUAAUGCUUCUAACCUUGUGUAAAGAUGACAGUUCAGCGAUGGGUUUAAUAAAAGCUAUCAGUUUAGUUAUGGAUCAAAAUAUUAUGUUUAAUCAGGAUGAUGUUAGUCAUAUAAAUAAACAACAUGAUAUUGAACUACUUAUUGAAACGUUAUAUAAGACUUUAAUGAUUUGUCUCAAAAAUUAUUUGACUCCAGAUAAAAAUGACUUGGAUGAUUUGAUGUAUUCAAUAUUAAAUAUACACUGUACCUUGCGUAAAAGUGAUGGUGAUACAUUGUCUAUAAUGGAGCUAAUUAAAAAUGAUGAUUUCAAGAAGCUCUCUGAUAUUGGAUUUAGAUUUAAUUCGCGUUCUGGUUUUAGCAUUGUGAACAAUCUUAAAUAA